Molecule: messenger RNA, 4362 nt
Organism: Vitrella brassicaformis
Lineage: Eukaryota; Vitrellaceae
Source: the annotation of a GenBank genome assembly
CCUCGGUCUCGUCUCGUUCAUUGCUGUCAGCAAGUCGGUCUAUCCUAUGCGAUAAGCGUGACAGUGCGAUGGUGACUGUCCAUGCAUGGCCAUGCCUGUGUCCUUGGUUAAUUCAAUGUCCAAUCGACAAAUCUACUCUAGAUAGACGCAUGCCACCCGGCCCCUCAUUCAAUCUCUCCAAUUCCGUAGACUCACUCACAGCCACAGACCUCCACCUCGCUCACUCGCGAUCCAUCCCAUCACAGCAGGUCUGCCGGUGGUGAUGCGCCUUGCCUGCCGCUGCCGAGGUCGCUCAGCUCCGUCACGAACUGACACGGCGCCACGAAGUCCGUGCAACCGUACACAACCUGACACACACACAUACACACACACACACACAACUUGACACACACACAUGAGCAGCAGACUUGCAGAUAGAUACACGUUGGAUGCACACGGCUGUCUACAGAUGCAGAGUCUGUCUGUCUGUCUGUCCGUCUGUGGACGUGUGGUGUGGGUCGGCCAUGACUCGAUCAUCUCCCUUUCUGACGGCGGCAGACCGGCACGAGCAAAGCAAAGCAAAGCGAAGCAAAGCUCUGGGAGAUGGCCUUAAGGAGCCGACCGCGGGCAGUCACACAGGUGGGUAAGACACCCACCGUGUCAGUGUGGUGCUGCCGGCCGUCUCUCUCCCAAAGUGUCUGGCCCCGGCCGGCGGCAGAAGUCAGCCGUGCCGAGGAAUUGUGCUCUGGGGUCGGUGUCUGGCUGGGCUGCACUGCCUGCCCACCUGGCUCUAGGCAGCCUCACUCAGUGCAUGUGUGUGUGUAGGCCCACCUGCUUUUGCGAUUUGAGUACGAGCUCUUGGAGUGCGUGGGCCUCGACAAAGUUGCCGCCGCCAACGACAAACACCAAGGCUGAUGGAUGGAUGGACACCCACACGUAUGUGUUCCUUCCUCCGUCAGCUGCCUGCCGACCCACCCACCUUGUUUGAAUGGGGUGCGCAUCCUCGGCGCCUCGCCGCCGACCUGCAUGGCCUGCACACACAAGACACAUCAAUCUAUGAGUCAGGACUGCUAUGUGUAAGGGAGGUGUUGUGUUGUGUUGUGACCUUUGGGUCAAGGUAGAGGUAGUGGUCCGUCGGCGACGAGGGCUUCUGCUCGAGGAUGGCCUCCACGAUGCGCGUGAUCGGCAGAUCCUUCUUCUGUGGCAGAAACGCCUUCACACCUGCACCCCGCCCCCACCCGACACACACCUCCACACACCCUCUCCCUCACUCUACUGGUCAUGGCUCGUACCUUUGAGCAGCCCCCUUCCGUGAUCAGUGACCUUGGCGGCCAGUCCGCCGAGCGCCGAGACGGCCGUCUUGGCUGCGGCGCCUCCGAGGCUGGUGCCGGCCGUCUGGCCUGGCAGCGUCUUGACCUCCAUCUGCAUGCUCUUGAUUGACUGACGGGGGGGUAGAGAAGCACACAGAUGGAUGGAUGGAUGGAUGGAGGGCGAGAGGGGGGUUGUUGUUUGUCUAUUUGGUGGCUUGGCUGGGCUGGCCUACGGCAAGGUUUUGGAGGUAGUCGAGUGCCGCUGUGGAUGCCCCGGCUGCCGUGAGGGCGUCGCUGAGGGCGGACAGCUGCUGCUUGGGGAUGUUCUCUGAUCGGUGACAACCACCAGACAGACAAAGAGGCAGGCAGGAGGGAAUGUGAGUGCGGUGUGGUGUGUGGAUUGGAUUGGGUUGACGGUGUGGUGCCUGCCCUGCCUACGUCUGAGGAGGUAGAGCACCAGGAGGGCUCGUGUCUUGUCGACCAAGGUGCCUGAUCCAAUCCAACCAACACACAGAUGAUGAUGCCCCACCCGUCUCCAUCCAGCCAUCCCAUUCAUCCCACGUGUAUCCAUCAGUUCAAUUACCUCGUGUGCUGUGUUUGAUGAAGGCCUCCAUUUGUGAGACCAGCGAGGUCAGCGAGCCACCGGGCACCUCGUCCUCAAACUCGUAAUACUUGUCCAGCUCACGAGCCUAAUCCACACACACACAGAGGGACAGAGGGACGGACACACAGGGUCUGUCUGGGUGGGCGAGUGUGUUGGAUUGGAUGUGCGAGUCAGUUGAGGCACCUACCCACCCACCUUGAUUUCGUUGACGAGUGCAGUGGCGAGGUUGGUGUGCAUGUCGACGCUCCGUUUCUUCUCGGUCAUCUCGGGCAGCGCAUUGAUGGCCGACGCCAGCCCUGCCGUCAGGUCCUCCUCCAUCGGCAGCUCUGAGAGGCAGACCACAGCCACCCGCCCCCACCCACACACGUACCCGAUUCUGUGGUGUGUGGUGUAUGGUGCGGUGUGUGUAUACCAUACCUGGGUUUCCAUUCGGCAUGGCUGAUGACGCCGAGGACGCCUGGCCGCUCUGGAUCUCCUGCAUCCUGCGAUUGUACUCGUUCAAUGCCUCGUGAAUCGCCUGCAGCCACGACAGACAUGAGAGCACAAGACCAAAAGGGGCGAAUGCGGUGCGGUAGAGCCGUGCUUGGGUGAGUGAGUGAGUGAGGGUACUGACCGUGGCCACUGCUGGGAAUGCCACGCCAGCAUAUUGGCUCCAGAAGGCAUCCGAGCUGUCGAGGUCGUAUGUCUUCUGCUUGGGCGGCCCGUCGCCCUCAGAGGCCCCGCCCUCAUACACAGGAACCGUCACACGGUUCAACCUGACCACACACAUACACACAUUCACACACGCCGACACGCGCGUAUGGUAUGGAAGUGGAAACGUGUGUGUGUGUGUGUGUGCGUGUGUGUGUUUAGGGAUUGGUCUGACUUGAACUCGAAGACGUCGUGUAUGAGUGCCUGGUAGGUCCAGGUGUGCUGAAUCAUCACUGACAGAUCGAUGUCACGAUCCUGCAGACACACAGACAGCAGACAGACAGACAGACCCAGGUAUACCGACCCGCACACGCACAUACGGUCCCUCCCCCCGCGUGUGUGUCGGUGUGGGACUGACUGACCAGGAUGAUGAGCACGGGCCUCUGCAGGCUGGCGCUGCUGCUGGCGAAAAUCGACGACGCACUCGAGCCGCGCUGAGACAGAAACUCGCGCAGACGAGCCUGACACACGCGCAAACGCAGAACACACGAAGGGUUUCAAUGACCACACACUCACAGCCGGGCUCACCUCGAGUUUCCUGGCGACCAUUUCUGCCGCAUCGUUCGGUGGACACCUUAUCACCGGAACCACACCUGAAUGAGUGAGUGAUGUGAGGCAACACACACACGCACAUGUGUACGGGCCGGGCCCAUCUUGUGUUGUCUUGUCGUCCCCUCCCUCCCGGCCACCAACCGAGUGUGGCCAAGACGGAGAAGAGGCCCUCGACUACACGGUCAAUAAACGCCUCGAUCUACACACACGCACAGACAAAGUGUGACCACACAAGCACUCACUCGCAGCUACGCGCGCGCCUUUCUCUCUCGCCCUCUCUCUUUUCUACCCAGUCAGUCUCCCUCCCUAACCUCGUGGUCCUGUAUGGUGGCGUCGUGGAGCGUGCGGUAUGCAUUGGUUAGGUUGAGCGAGAACUGGCUCGGCGACAGCGACACGAAACUCAAGAACCGGUCUACCACACGAGUGAUCUGAUGAACCGAAUUCUGACCACCACACCACAGGCCACCACACCACACCACAGACACCUCAUCCUCUGUCCUGGCUGUCUGUCUGUCUGUCUGUCUAUUCGUCCGUCGCUUGCUCACGGCCUGGAGGACGCCCUGUGCGAGUGUUUCGAGGAGCGGUCGGGGGAUGGAUGAGCUGAAGUUGAGGUGGUACCUCUCGUAGAGGUUCCGCUGGCAGUCUGCGAUGAUCCUUUGGAUGUUCUGGGGGGUGGGCUCCACGAAGUACACCGACGGCACCUCAGGCACAGCACUCCUCUCGCUGUGCAGCGGCAGAUGCAGCGUCACGCCGUGCCGACGGAGGCCGCCAACCUGACACACAUCACAAUCACAGUGGUGUCAGUCAGGGAGUGUGAUUGAUGCCCACUCCACUCACUGACCUUCAUCAGUGGCGCGAGGACGUCCUGGCAGAAUCGGUCGUAGAUGACGAUCUUCCAGGUGACGCCUUCUGUCGAGGGCCCUCCCCAGCCACUCAUGCCGCCCCCGCCGCCUCGCAAGGGGUCCUCCAUGCCGCCCGACGGAGCCACCUGCAGCAGCAGCAUCUUGGUCACCGCGUUCUUCUGACAUUCUUGCACGUUGAGAGCCAUCGGCAGGCAACACCUGACCUGACGGUAUAGAGCGUCCAGCUGAGUGUGCAGAUGAGUGAGUCCUGUGCACGGCGUGGUUGUUGUGUGUUGCGCCACCUGCAGAAUUCUGUUUUCUCAGCUGGUCUGCUGCUCAUCCCUAGCCAUAGCCAUUGCCAUUGCCAUCGCCAUCCUCUGUACCC